This is a messenger RNA of Halteromyces radiatus, 523 nucleotides long. RefSeq lists its product as uncharacterized. The record is from RefSeq and is a predicted model, not a curated record. The annotation marks the transcript as partial. The transcript is spliced from 2 exons. NCBI's taxonomy places the organism in Eukaryota, Fungi, Mucoromycota, Mucoromycetes, Mucorales, Cunninghamellaceae.
UUCUCAUCAUGUAUCUGAAGUUUUUGGCUAUUAGUUCUGCAAUCAUUUUGAUGAGUGCAAGCAGCAUCAGCGCACAAUCAUCGUCAGAUGGAUCAUCGGUAGGAGAAACAGGAAAAGGGCUUCUAAGUGACAUCCUAGGCAAACGUCAAUAUAGUCAUGUACAUGAUAAACGAUUAGCUGAUGAAGUUUUGAAAUUACUCUCUCUUAAUGGCCAUUCUGAUACAACUAGUGGUUCUACUCAAGGCACUACUCAAGGCGCUACUCAAGGCACCCAUCAAGUUGGAGGAAAGAAUGGUGGUAACAAAGGUGACGAUAGACAGGACCGUGAUAAGAUUGAUGAAGGUGAUGACUUGGCCAAUGAAAGUACUGAUACCACCAAUUCUUCUAAUACUACUACUUCUGAUGAAAAAGAAAAAGGUACGGAUUCAACUUCUAAGGCACCUGAAAACGAUAACACUUCCACUAAGUCUCAGGGCGGAGACACAGCUACACCUACACAAGGGGACUCUGAUAAUGUAGAAUC